Labrus mixtus (cuckoo wrasse) is the source of this 7048-nucleotide messenger RNA. It is a transcript of the gene map3k13, whose product is annotated as mitogen-activated protein kinase kinase kinase 13. The coding region runs from base 863 to 3901 and encodes 1012 amino acids. Gene Ontology annotation, molecular function: JUN kinase kinase kinase activity; ATP binding. The transcript is spliced from 14 exons. Gene Ontology annotation, biological process: JNK cascade; protein autophosphorylation. The record is from RefSeq and is a predicted model, not a curated record. NCBI's taxonomy places the organism in Eukaryota, Metazoa, Chordata, Actinopteri, Labriformes, Labridae.
AGAGAUCUGGUUGUAUCGUAUUAGAUGCAAGUAUUUGGUGCAUUUCUGUGUUUUCUGUGAUAAUAAAGGGAAUAUUUUGGGCUUUAGAAAGAAAAAGAGGGAUGUCACCUUUGGUUUAAGAAGAAGGAUCAUUUUGUAUGUGGUAGUCUGGCCUUAUACAAACCCCUGUUAUAUACAAUACAGGACACAUGAUGCAGUGGUGCAGUAUGUGGGAUGUUGAUAUCAUUGAAAUGCAGAGAACUGAUUGCUGAUUUUGUACAAAGGGAUUUUCUCUUGUGCAGAAACGGUCUGUCCUACUUACAGAGACGCCACCGCAGCCGAACCUGCUGUUCCCAGCUGGUGCUGCUUUGAAAUACAUCCUCCCCCCCUCCUCAUUCUUUUUUUCCUCCCUCCCUCGCUCCUCUUCUCCUCUUCAUCUCUAUUUGCUCCUCCUCUAUGAGUCGGUGCAGAAGUCUCCACCCCUCCUGCGUCCCCCUCUCACACACCCCCUCCUCCCCUGCUCUCUGGGCCGCGUCCUCUCUGCGUCAGGCAGCUCCAUUCAUGAAAAGUGUGACGUGAGCAGGUCUUCAGCGACUCUGUGACGCUGACAGCCACCCACUCACGGCCCAGGUGCUGCAGGAGUUAGAGGAAUGUCUGUCAUCCUCCUGCCUCUGUCUCCCUCUGCUUUUCUUACUGUUUUUCUCCAUCCUCACUGCCAGCUCAGCCUCUUUUUCCCUGGCAGCUUUUUUCCUUUUUUUAUCCCUUCAUCCCUGCCUCAGAGCUGAGGGAGGACCAUGUAUCUGAGCUCUGUCUGCUGUGAAUUUCAGCGUUUAGACGAACACUCGUGUUAGGACGCACUCAAUCCAUCCUCACUGGGCGGCCCAUGCACAUGCACGACAACAUGGGUAGCUCCCCGGAGGUGCUCUCGUGGACUUCCUGCCCCAGUCUACUGGUGGGCAAACUGAAGGAGGAGCUCAAACUCACUGUGGCUGGGGACGGAAUGAAAAAAACAAACUUGCCCAACACCCAACCUCAGCCUCCUCAGGCACCUCCAUUGAACCUACCUCCUCAGAUUAUCACAGACUUGGCCCCGCCCACACACCUGCCCGUUCCCCUGCAGACACUACAGACGCCUAUUCAGGAUGAGGACUCAAUGCUGGGGGGUAUAACUCCCCCACACGUAGCUUUGAGCGUGGAUUCCACAAGGAGCGAGGGCGGACACUUUGACAACAGCGUGCUCCAGCUGCAGGAGCACGACCACGAGGAGGCUGUGUCACCGGCCUCAUGUGAGCAUGGCGGGUGUGGGUGUGGGAGUGGGAUGGAGGAGCAGAUGGAAGAAGGGGACUGUCCCAUGAAUCACAGUGGAGAGGGGAGGCAGAACCACCCCCACCACCCUGAUGACAUCAAGCUGCACUUCCAGAGAGCAGGUCCUGGUUCGGGCGGCUUCUUAGAGGGGUUGUUUGGCUGUCUGCGGCCCGUCUGGAACAUCAUCGGGAAGACAUACUCGACAGAAUACAAGCUGCAACAGCAAGACAUGUGGGAGGUUCCAUUUGAGGAGAUUUCAGAGCUGCAGUGGCUCGGCAGCGGUGCACAAGGAGCCGUCUUCUUGGGAAAGUUCCGCUCUGAGGAGGUGGCCAUCAAGAAGGUGCGCGAGCAAAAGGAGACGGACAUAAAACCCCUGCGAAAACUCAAACAUCCAAAUAUCAUCAGCUUCAAGGGUGUGUGCACGCAGGCACCUUGUUACUGCAUCAUCAUGGAGUACUGCGCUCAGGGCCAGCUGUAUGAGGUGUUGAGAGCGGGGAGGAAGGUGACCCCGAGGCUGCUGGUGGACUGGGCCUCAGGCAUCGCCAGCGGCAUGAACUACCUACACUUGCACAAAAUUAUCCACAGAGACCUCAAGUCUCCCAAUGUUUUGGUCACCCACAACGACACUGUGAAAAUCUCUGACUUUGGAACGUCCAAAGAGCUCAGUGACAAAAGUACAAAGAUGUCAUUUGCUGGUACGGUGGCCUGGAUGGCCCCAGAAGUGAUACGAAAUGAGCCUGUAUCUGAAAAAGUAGAUAUAUGGUCCUUUGGUGUUGUGUUAUGGGAGCUUCUGACUGGAGAGAUUCCCUACAAAGACGUGGAUUCCUCUGCCAUUAUUUGGGGUGUUGGCAGCAACAGUCUCCACCUUCCUGUUCCCUCCACCUGCCCCGAUGGCUUUAAAAUCCUCAUGAAGCAAACAUGGCAAGGCAAACCUAGGAAUAGGCCUUCAUUUCGUCAGAUCCUACUACAUCUUGACAUUGCCUCUGCUGAUGUCCUGGGAGCUCCCCAGGAGACCUACUUCAAGUCUCAGUCAGAAUGGAGAGAGGAGGUGAAGAAACAUUUCGAGAAGAUCAAGAGUGAAGGCACCUGUAUCCACAGGCUGGAUGAAGAGCUCAUCCGGCGCCGGAGGGAUGAACUGAGGCAUGCUCUGGACAUCCGGGAGCACUAUGAGAGGAAACUAGAACGAGCAAACAAUCUCUACAUGGAGCUCAGCGCCAUCAUGCUGCAGCUGGAGGUCCGGGAGAAAGAACUAAUGAAGAGAGAGCAAGCAGUGGAGAAGAAAUAUCCCGGGACAUAUAAGCGCCACCUGGUCCGACCCAUCGUCAGGUCCAACGCCGUAGAGAAGCUUAUCAAGAAGAAAGGAAGCAUUUCCCACAAACCGGGGAUGCCAUCCGCUAAAAGGCCCGACUUGCUUCGUUCUGAUGGCAUCCCCAGUGUCGACUCUCUUCCCUCCCCCUCACCACUAUCAGCAAGCCCUAAAGUCUCAACGCCUCCCGGCAAAGCCCGAUACAGAAGCAAGCCUCGCCACCGCCGCGCCAACAGCAAAGGCAGCCACAGUGAGUUCCCUGGGCUGUUGAAGUCUAUAGCUGGAGCCUCAGAGGACACGCAGUCUCUUCAGGAGCAACAGUUCCACCAUCACCACCACCACACACUACCUGAGGGGGCCCUCCUCCCCUUGAAGGGCCGCGAACAGGCCGUCGUCAACUGUGCCAAUAACCUACGCUACUUCGGCCCCGCGGCUGCCCUCCGCAGCCCCCAGACGGACCACCUGCAGCGCCGCGUUUCUGAAUCCAGCCCCGACCUCAUAUCCACCGCGGUGGACGCAGACACGCGACAGAGGACUUCAUCCACCAGCUCCAACCACGUCCCAGGUGCUGGUGCUGGCUCUCUGUGUCCCUGCUGUCAGGCUCACCCCUUCCCUGGAUGCCUUCACUGUCAGGAGACCCCUCCAGUAUCAAACCACCCAGAGUUACCUCACUACUCACUGCUCAACACGCAGGAAAGCACCCAGUCCUUUUUGGGGGCUCCCGGCAAAGACCAAACUACAGACAGCGAGGCCACCAAAAAGACCGAGCCACAGGAACGUGACGCAUUGGAACACACACACGCCCUCCCCUCUGCCCUGCCCCGCAUCCUCAGACCUCUCAGGAAGGGAGGCGAUGAGUCAUCUGAAGAGGAGGAGGGGGAGGUAGAUAGUGAAGUGGAGUUUCCAAGAAGACAGAGACCUCAUCGCUGCAUGAGCAGCUUUCAGUCCUACUCCACCUUCAGUUCAGAAAACCUGUCCGUGUCCGACGGCGAAGAGGGAAACACCAGCGACCACUCCCACAGCGGACCCCUAGAGAGGAUGAGCGCCAGCCAGGAGGAGCACCUGGAUGAGCUGCUGUCGCACACACCGGACAUCCCCAUCGACAUCUCCACCCAGUCAGACGGCCUGUCUGACAAGGAGUGUGCUGUCCGAAGGGUGAAGACCCAGAUCUCACUGGGAAAACUGUGCUCUGACGAACACAGCUACGAGAAUCCACUACAGUUUGGGGACUCAGACUGUGAUUCAUCAGAAGCAGAGUGUUCAGACGCCACCAUCAGAAACAACAAAGCUGGGGCUCCAUCUUCGUGGUGAAAAGGUCCCCAAGGCUUAGUUCUGUUUUUGCCUGGAGGCCAUCGUGUCCCAUUCUGCUCUGCAGAAAACACAGCAAUAAGAGGACCACAUUGUAAACAAAGCUCCCUAUAGCAAAGCCCCAUGCAAUCUCUCCCAGGACCCCCCUUGCCCCUCCCCCCCCCCCUUCAUUAAACCCAGUCUGCCCCAUCUCUAGCACAGCAUCCAGGCAACCCAUGGCAGGGAUUCCCUUUUGAAUGAUAAUGUAGAUAGUCUCAUAAUUUAUUUUUGUCUGCGUUUUGAAGUAAAAUGAUGACCUUAUGAAUAUUCUCUGAUCCAAACAGAGGAAGACAUUUUAAAACUGGGCUAACUGUGCAUUGUCUAUAGAUUGAGACUGGACAAAGAUGCAGAGGAUAAUAAGAUGUGUCAGAAAGCUAGAAUGGUGGAGUGACAUCCCUGCAAUUGUUGUUAAGGGGGGAAAAUACAAGCCUUGAUCUGGCUCUUAGAAAACCCAACAGAGAGACGUGCUCUGAUUAAGAUCAAAAGGCUUUAUCAUUAGUUUACAGCGCAGAGCCUCAGAAACCCACCUCCCUGGCUUCCGUCCCGUCCCCACCACACUGAGUGGGGAAGAGGGAGCUCAUGAAAACAGUGCAAAACACCAGCAUGAACAACCUGCCUCGCUACCGGACUCUCUCCCUAAGUCUCUUCCUCCCUCCCUAGAAACAGUGUCCAGUCAUCAAGGCUCAUGCUGAACUGUACUAGCAUGCUUGUGCGGCUUGCAAAAUUCACAAGGCUGCAGGAAGACUGCAUGAAGUGGGACAAGCUGGCAGAGCAUCAGCGAAGAAGAAAAAAAAAACACCCCCCAAAAAAAAGAGUCUGUUCCUUUGUGAUGCAGCUCAUCCUUCUCCGAGACACGCCAACGUCAUUGUCAUCAUAAAUCAGAUGUCAUGACCAAGAGUUGUUAAGGGAGUUAUAUGUGUGUGUGUGGGUGUGUGGGUGUGUGGGUGUGUGUGUGUGUGUGUGUUAUGAUGAAGGCCGUUCCUCUCCAUUAGAUAGUACAGUUUCAAGUCUCAUCUCAGGAUCGUUUGGAGGACUGUGAGAAACUAGACUGGACCAAUUGUUGUAUGUAGGAAUCUUCUUAGGGUGGCACAUAAUAAGGACCGUGCAGGAUUAUUAUAGGAAAAAAAAAAAGUCUUACAGGUAGCCUUGAUGUUCAACCCUUUUAUCGCUGUAACAGACAUUAAUGUCUAUGUAAAGAUUCAGAGCGGUUUAGUUACAAUCCAGGUGCAGUAUCCCCUUUCUUGAAACUACUCGGUGCAGCAUCUUCCAUGUUCCAUUUUCUAGCAGGGUAAUUUAUACUGUCCAACACGCAGCGUCCAAUAAAUGUUCAUCUAUGCUGUAGUAGUAAAACAGCAAUAAUGUAGACUGGGCAUGUAGUAGUCUAGCAGGCUAGACACAACAGAGUGACUGGUGGCUAGAUAGGAGCAGGAGGUGUACAACAGCUUAAAAUAUAAGCUUUAUUUUUUAUAUUGUCCCUACUUUGUGAACUUGCCUUUCCAGAGAUUGAUGCUCAGGUUUUAUGUUGCCGAUUUAGAGCAGGAGCAAUAUAUCCACAGCCACUAGAUGGAGACAGUUACAAUAGCUUUUCCAUGUGUUUUUGUAAUUGUCAUGACUCCAUUCUUUUCUUUUCUUUUUCCCCUUACCCAAGGGAUAUUAUCUUCCCAUGAGCAUCCAAAUCCAAGAAUCCCAGCAAUUUCACCUUUUGUCUUGUUGUCUUUGAAAUGGGAUACUGCACCUGAGAGAGCUUUAUUUUUCACCCCUGUGAGAGUGUUUGUCAUCCCACUUUAAUUAAUUACUGUGCAGUUGAAAUAACUGCCAGCCAGGGUUGAAUUUAACGUUAAUGAUGUCAAGAUGUCAGCUCAAGUGUAUGCAGACGGCUGAGUUUCUAAGUUAGGAAUAAAAAGCCAGAGACAAGGCCACAGAGCCAUUAAGCUCUCGGCUUUCAACAACCUCAUCUCAGUGUUAGUUACUCCUGUAUAUAAUCAACUGUAAAUGUAAUGUAACCUGUUUUUGUCCUCUCUCUUUAACGUAUUGCACAGCUCAGACAGAAGCCUCAAAUUUCUGUCGCUGACGACCAGCCAACUGGUUUGAAAUAAGCAGGAAAUUCCUUAAUCCGUAUCACAUCAGUAUUGAACACUGCAGGAGGGUGUGAGUCAUAUGAUCGUAGAAUCUAAACCAGUACUGAUGAAUAAAUUACCUUUUGCCUCACAGCUUUGGAAAGGCUCAGCAGCUGCUGCCUUUCCACUGGCCUCCUUCAAACCUUCUUCACUCUGUUUACGUUUGUGUGAAAUAACCUUGUGUAUCCUUAUGACUGCGUAAUUUGAUCAAGCUGUUAACGUUUAUCUUUCUGGCAUAUAUCCUGUGAAGUAUGACUGAUUGUUGUAGAGUUUUAAUUUAAUAUUGAUUAUUUUCUCUUUUUUUUCUUUGUAGCUGGCCUACAUGAUUAUUGAGUUAAUUUAUUAUGCUAUGGUGUUUUGUUCUUUUUAAUUUCAGGCAGCUUUAGAAAUGUCAUGACCUGUGAUUCCUCCUGAGAAGUAUUAUAUAAAGAAAGCACAAUGAUUUGGUAUGGGAAGAAGACAGUAUUUUUACAGUACGGUUGAACAAAAAGCAUUGUCAUAUAAUGAGCAUCUCUUGUUUUUUAUUUGGGACCACUCAUCAUCUUGAUGUUCAUGGCGGAUGAAGUAUUGAUUAGCAGCAUGAAGUGUUCCUCAGGUUUUAGUUAACCUGACGGAGGUCUUCUACAACCAAAAGUCAGUAACUGAACUGUUUCAGCAGGGUUAACGAAACAAUAGGGUUGUAGUUAUGUGUGAUGCCGAUUUUGGUGCUUCUGCAGAAAUCCCUUCCUCUCAUUUUUUAAUCCAAAUACCAGUUACUUACAUCUGAAUCUCUCUGACAUCGUCUCUAACUUGUUGACGUCAUGUUGCCUCAUCCCAUGUAUCAAACAUAUGUUUUCUUUGUUAAUCUCAUUUCCAACUCUCUUACCUGUUGAAUGGCAUUACGAUCAACCAAUCCCGUCAGUUUCCUGUAUUAUCCAGUGUACAGUGCAACUGGUAUCUUGGGGGAAUAAAAUCAGAGCAAAUUACUGCAUGGAAUAAAUGCUGAUGUACUGUA